GUAUUAGUUUAAGAAAUUAAGGCAAAAACACGGUCGAUUUUGGAAAUCCUUAUCUUUUUUAAGCUUCUUACAUACAACCCUUACCACGACAUAUUUCAUUUUCCAAAAAUUAAAAAAAAGACACAACGGAGUGAGUAUAAAAAAGAGAGAGGAUUUGUUCAUUACUCCGUAAUUUGAAAAAAAGGAGUAGGUAAGUAAAAUACAAACUCCGUAUCAAAUUGAGCCUUGUUUUUAUGAUUAAUCCUUUGAAUUGGAUUUAAUAAGGUUUGGAAUCCGGUUUUCAGAUACACUUUUUCUAGAGAGAGAGUGUCUCUUCUUGUGUCUCUUUUGUGUCUGUCUUUGUUAGGGAGAGAAAGUAAUAGAAACCGUGUUUCAAACCCAAGGAUCUCAAAUCUCAACCCAGAAACUCAACAAUUUUUCAAGGAUAGAAUUCAGUAAAGUUUGCAUCUUGGAGGAAGUGGUUGGUGGGUGGUUCAUCUACUGCUGUAUGUGUGGCUACUGAUCUGCAAGUGAAGGAUUAAUUUAUGCAACCUUAUCAAAGGAGAAAUUAAGAUAUAGCUAUUUAAGGACAUGUCUUUCCGAAGCAUAGUCCGUGAUGUGAGGGAUAGUUUCGGAAGCUUGUCUAGGCGAAGUUUUGAAGUGAGGCUCUCCGGUCAUAUCAGGGGAAAAUCGCAUGGUUCAGUUCAUGAAUUACAUGACCCUCCCGUUGUUAUCCAGAACAGCAAAUGGGCUAGCCUUCCUCCUGAGUUGCUUCGCGAUGUUAUUAAGAGAUUAGAGGCUAGUGAAAGUACAUGGCCUGCUCGGAAGCAUGUUGUUGCGUGUGCUGCUGUUUGCAGAUCCUGGAGGGAUAUGUGCAAAGAAAUUGUUAGGUGCCCAGAGCUGUCUGGAAAGCUUACCUUCCCCGUCUCAUUAAAGCAGCCUGGUCCACGAGAUGGAACAAUUCAAUGCUUCAUUAAGCGAGAUAAAUCCAACUUAACUUACCACCUUUUCCUUUGUCUUAGCCCUGCUUUGUUGGUCGAGAAUGGAAAAUUUCUUCUUUCUGCAAAGCGGACCAGGAGAACCACCUGUACAGAGUACGUCAUCAGUAUGGAUGCAGAUAACAUAUCGAGGUCCAGUAGCACUUACAUAGGAAAGUUAAGGUCAAAUUUCUUGGGAACGAAAUUCAUCAUUUAUGAUACACAGCCACCCUACAACAGCUCACAAUCAUCACCUCCAGGCCGUAGCAAGAGGUUCUACUCCAAAAAGGUCUCCCCAAAAGUUCCUACAGGCAGCUAUAAUAUUGCCCAAGUCACGUAUGAGCUGAAUGUUCUUGGUACACGGGGACCACGCAGGAUGCACUGUGUUAUGCAAUCGAUUCCGAAUGCCUCUCUAGAGCCAGGUGGAAGUGUACCAGGGCAGCCUGAGCUCCUCCCCCGAUCUCUUGAAGACUCUUUCCGCAGCAUGUCAUUCUCAAAAUCAAUUGAUACUAGCACCGAGUUCAGUAGUUCCCGGUUCUCUGACAUCAUGGGCCCUCGUGACGACGAUGAAGAGGGCAAAGAGAAGCCCUUGGUACUCAGGAAUAAGGCCCCGAGAUGGCACGAACAAUUGCAAUGCUGGUGUCUAAAUUUCCGGGGAAGAGUGACCGUUGCUUCAGUGAAGAACUUCCAACUUAUAGCUGCAACACAACCUCCUCCUGCUGGGGCACCAACACCUUCUCAGCCCGCGCCGUCAUCAGACCAUGAUAAAAUCAUUCUACAAUUCGGAAAAGUUGGCAAGGAUAUGUUCACCAUGGAUUACCGGUACCCUCUCUCUGCAUUUCAGGCCUUUGCAAUCUGUUUGAGCAGCUUUGACACUAAAUUGGCAUGUGAAUAGUAGGAAAUCAAUCGAUGGCAAUUAAAGCUGAAAAAACUAGCAAAAAAACUUUAAAAAAAGUGUUGAGAACAUUUAGCAGGUCAUAAUCACAAGGGUUUUUCGUCGUAGAGUUGAUUAGCGUUUGUCUAUGAAAAAAGUCAUUUGUAUAACCUUCGAUCAAUGAAAAGUGCAUUGAAGGAUAACAGAAUCGUUGAUAAUGCAUCUGUUUUCAGUCUCUUCUAUUGUAAUUCUAUGCACUUUCACUUGUAGAUCGUUGUUCUGUGUUGAAUGUUGUCUUAUGAUCUGUUGUAACAAAUAGUGCCAGAAAAGGAUUCGAAACUUUCUAGUCGCCUCUAGCUCCAUCGUACAAUGUAGUUUCUGUUGAUUCCCUAGCCAGAUUAUUGUUGUUUCUGGCUCAUAAAAGAUGAAAAUUGCUUGGCUGA
Molecule: messenger RNA, 2273 nt
Organism: Chenopodium quinoa (quinoa)
Lineage: Eukaryota; Viridiplantae; Streptophyta; Magnoliopsida; Caryophyllales; Amaranthaceae
Product: tubby-like F-box protein 8
Exons: 6
Coding region: 571-1851 (426 amino acids)
Molecular function (GO): protein binding
Source: RefSeq, a predicted model, not a curated record